Triticum dicoccoides is the source of this 893-nucleotide messenger RNA. RefSeq lists its product as uncharacterized. The transcript has 2 exons. Gene Ontology annotation, molecular function: protein binding. NCBI's taxonomy places the organism in Eukaryota, Viridiplantae, Streptophyta, Magnoliopsida, Poales, Poaceae. The record is from RefSeq and is a predicted model, not a curated record. The annotation marks the transcript as partial.
CCCUACACUCUUGUUUUGUUGGUGCAGCAUACAUCUCUGAGUCCUGACGGGAAGCUUGUUGUAAUUGUUGGGGAUGAUCCUAAUGGUUUACUUAUUGAUGCCAAUUCAGGAAAGACUCUUCAUUCCAUGAAAGGUCAUCAUGACUUCUCAUUCGCAUCAGCCUGGAGCCCUGAUGGCCGAACGUUUGCUACUGGGAACCAAGACAAGACAUGCCGAAUCUGGGACGCGAGGAACCUAUCAAAAGCAGUCCAUGUAUUGAAGGGUAACCUUGGAGCCAUCAGAUCAAUCCGGUUUACGUCGGAUGGGCAGUUCCUGUCGAUGGCGGAACCAGCGGACUUUGUCCAUAUCUUUGACGUGAAGAGCGACUACAACAGAAGGCAAGAGCUAGACUUCUUCGGCGAGAUAUCUGGGAUGUCCUUCAGCCCCGACACAGACGCCCUCUUCGUCGGCGUGUGGGAUAGAACAUAUGGUAGCCUCCUCCAGUUUGGGCGUCUGUAUAACAACUGGUACCAUGACUCGCUGCUUUGAGGAGAAAGCGGAGCGGAUGUCGGGCCUGCAUGUCUGUCCCCCCACAGCUGCACUGAAUCUCGCAGCAUAAGUUAGGUGUCUCCCUGAAAUCGGAAUUUCUCGAGUUGACCUGCAUAAUUCAAAUUAAUAAAUGUUGUAUCCUUGUAUGUGUAUAAACAAAUGUACAGAUGCCUAUAGCCUGUGUGCCGGGGUAGAGCGCAUCUCAUCAUAUAUGUUUAGGUUCCAGUUAGUUGUAAGACAUAUGGUGUGCCGGGGUCGAGUGACGCUGUGAACAUUGUAGUCGAUGAUGGUGUGACUUGUACGAUGAACGACAUCCGCUUCACCUGCCCUAUGUUCUGCCUGUUAAUUGUAUGUAGUUUGCUUGA